Messenger RNA from Eriocheir sinensis (Chinese mitten crab), 3600 nucleotides. Its product is annotated as ATP-binding cassette sub-family F member 2-like. The transcript has 11 exons. The record is from RefSeq and is a predicted model, not a curated record. Gene Ontology annotation, molecular function: ATP hydrolysis activity; ATP binding. The coding region runs from base 139 to 2046 and encodes 635 amino acids. NCBI's taxonomy places the organism in Eukaryota, Metazoa, Arthropoda, Malacostraca, Decapoda, Varunidae.
UUUACUUUCCAUAUAUCAAGGCUGAAGGAGAGACAUCUGGCGGCGGGCGGCGGAAGUGGUGGUCCCGGGGAGAUUACUGCACGUGUGGAACGAACCUCUGCCUUUUCGCCUCAUUUCCAAAGCAAAUUUCAGACCAAGAUGCCUUCCGAUGCUAAAAAGAAGCGGGAACAGAAGAAGAAAGAGGCAGCCAAGGCCAAGCAGGGUGGUAAGAAGGUAGAAAACAAGGAAGACAAAGAGCAGGUAAAGGAUAAGGGAACUAACAACAACAAAAAUUCCCGCGAGACAACUCCGCUGCAGAAUGGCAGUGCUAAUGGCGUUGAAAAACUCAGUGCAGAAGAGAUCCUUUGCCGGAAGCUUGAAGAGGAUAUGCGCAUUGCCAGUGAGGCACGCUCCUGUACUGGUGUCUUGGGCAUCCACCCACGUGCUCGGGACAUUAAGAUUGACAACUUCUCCAUCACUUUCCAUGGAUCAGAGAUGCUGCAAGACACCAAGCUGGAGCUGAACUGCGGGAGACGGUAUGGCCUGAUUGGUACUAACGGGUGUGGCAAAUCUACUCUGCUUGCCACCUUAGCCAACAGAGAGGUUCCUAUCCAGAGCCAUAUAGAUAUCUUCCACCUGGUGAGAGAAAUGCCAGCCUCGGAUAAGACUGCCCUCCAGUGCGUCAUGGAGGUGGAUGAAGAGAGGAUCCGCCUGGAGGCUCUGGCCGAGGAGUUGGCGGCCAGCGAGGGUGAUGAGGCGCAGGAACAACUGAUGGAUAUUUAUGAGCGUCUGGAGGAUCUGGGAGCUGACACAGCUGAAGCCAAAGCCGCUUUCAUUCUCCAUGGUCUUGGCUUCACCCAUUCCAUGAUGGAGAAGAAGUGCAGAGACUUUUCCGGUGGCUGGCGAAUGAGGAUUGCCCUGGCCCGAGCUCUCUUUGUGAAGCCCCACCUGCUGCUGCUUGAUGAGCCAACAAAUCACUUGGAUUUAGAUGCUUGUGUGUGGCUGGAAGGGGAGCUGGCCAAGUACAGGCGUAUUCUUGUCAUCAUCUCCCACUCCCAGGACUUCCUCAACGGUGUGUGUUCCAACGUGAUUCACAUGGACAAGAAGAAGCUGAAGUACUAUGGUGGCAACUAUGAUGCCUUUGUGAGGACUCGCCUGGAGUUGCUGGAGAACCAGAUGAAGCAAUAUCAGUGGGAACAGGACCAGAUUGCCCACAUGAAGAACUACAUAGCUCGGUUUGGUCACGGCUCUGCCAAGCUUGCCCGCCAGGCUCAGUCCAAGGAGAAGACCUUGGCCAAGAUGGUUGCUGGUGGACUCACCGAGAAAGUAUCCAGGGAUAAGAGCCUCACUUUCUUUUUCCCUGAUUGUGGAAAAGUCCCUCCUCCGGUCAUCAUGGUGCAGAAUGUCAGCUUCCGGUACAAUGAGAGUACGCCUUUCAUCUAUAAAGACCUAGAAUUUGGCAUUGACUUGGACACUCGGCUGGCACUAGUGGGGCCAAAUGGUGCUGGGAAGUCUACGUUACUGAAGCUGCUCUACGGUGAAUUGAACCCCACCACUGGCAUGAUCCGCAAGAACACUCACCUCAGGAUCGCUCGCUACCACCAGCACCUUCAUGAACUCUUAGAUUUGGAUCUCUCGCCCCUGGACUACAUGAUGACGCAGUUUCCUGAGCUUAAGGAGAGGGAUGAGGUGAGGAAGAUCAUUGGGAGGUACGGCCUGACGGGGAAGCAGCAGGUGUCGCCCAUCCGCCAGCUGAGCGACGGACAGCGAUGCCGAGUGGUGUUUGCCUGGCUGGCCCAUCAGGCACCCCAUCUCCUCCUGCUAGACGAACCUACCAACCAUCUGGACAUGGACACGAUCGAUGCAUUGGCUGAGGCUGUGAAUGACUUUGAGGGAGGCUUAGUGUUGGUCUCCCAUGACUUCAGGCUCAUUUCUCAGGUUGCUGAAGAAAUUUGGAUCUGUGAGAACCAGAGAGUCACCAAGUGGGAGGGAGACAUCCUUUCCUACAAGGAAAUGCUCAAGAAGAAGGUAAUGAAAGAUAAUGAAAAACGAAAGAAACUGUUCUAGGUGAAUUAUUUUGGCUUACAAAUGUGAAUUAACUAGCAUUUAUUCAUCCAUCUUAUUUUAUUAAUACAAAAUAAAUCUGAACAUGUACAUUGAACAAAUGUUUUGUAACAACUUAAUUCCAGAAUUUUAUUAUUUUUGUUUACAUUUAUUUAUUUAUUAUUUUUAUAGAUCUGUCCAGACCACCAUAUUUUUAACCUAAAUUAUCAAGACAUUUUAUCAAUUAUUAGACUUCAAUGCUAUUUUUCCACUAUUUUCAGGCACAAGAUCUUUAUCACAUCCCACAUUUACUCUCAGAUGCUUCUCCCUCUCUCCUCACAAUUUCUCUCUGAUGUCUUACACAAUCUUCUCAUAUUUACCUUCUCUAAUGCUUCUCAAAUCUCAUAUAUGCACUCUGUCCUUUGCCAAACAUACCUUUUUUUAUGUAUUGAAAAUGAUGUUAUUAGUAGACUAUUACCAUUUCUUUCCCCAAAGCCUUUUGGCAUAAUUCAACACUAGCCCUAUUUUUUUCAAUAUCAGGGAACUUAUAAUUAUAUGUAACAUUAUUUUUUGUGCUUGUGUUCUUAACUUGUGUUUACCAGCAGCCUCCAUUAAGUGUGGAAUGAUGCUUUUAUACUCAACAAUGUGUCAGGAACAAAAAUUAGUACAAAAGCAAAUGAUUUCUGCUUUUGGGAAGUUCAUCAGGGAAGAAGGUUGCUGGUGUUGGAUAAUUUGACUGGAUAAUGGCAAAAUUUCUGCUUGUGUAUAGUUCACAGUAGAAGAGUAUUGCUACUGAUAUAUUAUUUAGCUCUUGAAUCUUGCCUUGGUCUCAUACUUUCUGCAGUUGUGAUACUUAUGAUGUGACAGAUGCUCAGUGAGGGUGUGCAAGACUCUUAUUGUGUGACGUGUGUCUGCUGCAUAAAUGUUGAGAAAAAUAAGUGUAUUUGCACAACAUUUUUUUUUAAAAGCUUUUCACAGGUGAAGAAAAGAUGUUGAUCUUGUGUUGGUGAUGGCUGUGGUGCACCAUCAUAGCUACUAAUAUGGGCUGUACUUCCUUUGCUCUGGAUGGUUAUAGACUACCUUUGUAUGAAAUUGAUUUAGUACUCACUCAUUUUAUGAUGCAGAUAUAGACAAAAUACAUUUUGCAUGCUCGGAUGCCAAAAGGACCUAAUAAAAAUAUGAUACAAAAGUAUACAUAGUGUAUUUAAAUGUUGGAGUCUAUAAAUGAACAUGGACAUUAUCACUACGUGAUCCAUCCACCUUCAGAGGUUUGUCUGAAGUGGAUCACAACCUCCAGAUUUUUGUACUUUUUCCUUUGCUAUCAUCCUGGGGCCUUGAAAACUCACGUUAUGUCAAGGCUGCCUGCUUACUCAUUUCAAUGACACUAAAUUUCUGACAGCAUAUUAUGUACAUUAUGAAUUGCACACUAUGUAGUGCUCUUGUUCUGUAAAGUAUUUGGCUUUAACACAGUUUUACUGUGAGGAACUCUUAUUAACAUCCAUAGGAUGUGAAUCUGUGCUCUUCAUAUAAUAUGGAUACAGAAACUGUUUAAAAUUGCAAUAAAAUCAUAAGUAGAAA